Rhipicephalus sanguineus (brown dog tick) is the source of this 696-nucleotide messenger RNA. RefSeq names its product probable serine/threonine-protein kinase samkC. The record is from RefSeq and is a predicted model, not a curated record. Bases 1 to 696 code for a protein of 231 amino acids. The transcript has 4 exons. Lineage: Eukaryota; Metazoa; Arthropoda; Arachnida; Ixodida; Ixodidae.
AUGACAUUCAGUGAUGUAGCCCACUUACUGGCUGGUUCGGCGCUUUCGAGGCUCUCGCCACCAGAAGAAGACGGCAAUGCUCCUUCUAGCGACGAAGCGCAGCGCGUCGAGAAGUCUCCACCAGUGGACGAGCAGGCGCAGGAAAACACCAAGCGCAGCGAAGCCACCGGCAAGCUGCAAGAGAAGAAUUCCCCUGACUCGCAGAACUUCUCCAGGGAGCGUUCCAGCCGCCACCAGCACAGCAAGCGCAAGGCCAAGAAACACGGCGCGGCAACCCUCAACACCACCAAUACCAGUGCCGCUAAUCGCAAGUCGAAGCGCAGUGCACCCGCCAAGAGCGCAACGGCGCUGUUAUCACCGUCGCACGUUACGCCAAUGGACGUCGCAGCAGCCCCACCAACACAACCGGCGCCACCCGACAAUGAGAAAACGGAGCCCUCGGAUGCAAAGGAGUUGCCCGAGGUCAAGAGUGGGGGCAACGCGAAUGACCCGUCAAUCCGGGAACUACGGGACGCGGUCGUCCGGCCGGCGUCCAGCGGGUCACAAUGUGCCUUGCCGCAGCCACGACACCAGGCGGACAAGACCGCGGUACCAGCCCAGUCUGACACCUGUACAAGGGAGCGCUCGGCAUUAGACAAGCCUGAGAAAGCGACGUCGGGGAUGAAGACAGAAGCCAAGCCAAAACAAGACCUCUGA